GUACUUCCAUAGGGGAGGGACUUGCAACUUAUCGGCAUUGCAUCACCUUCUGUUUUAAAAAAUCUGAUGGCACAAGGUUUACAACUGGGUAAAUAUUGGAUUUCGGGUGGAAUCGGAUUGCGGAACUAUUUUAUGAACAAAAAGAAAGAAUGGGAAAAAAAGAUAAAGCGCUGCAAGGACAAGCUGAACGCUCUGGCGAUCUCGGUGAUGAACCAGUGGCCCGGGGUAAAGUUGCGGGUGACCGAGGGCUGGGACGAGGACGGCCACCACUCCGAGGAGUCCCUGCACUACGAGGGCCGCGCCGUGGACAUCACCACGUCGGACCGGGACCGCAGCAAGUACGGCAUGCUGGCCCGCCUGGCCGUCGAGGCUGGCUUCGACUGGGUCUACUACGAGUCCAAGGCGCACAUCCACUGCUCCGUCAAAGCAGAAAACUCAGUGGCGGCCAAAUCCGGUGGUUGCUUCCCCGGCUCGGCCACGGUGCACCUGGAGAAAGGUGGGACCAAGCUGGUGAAGGACCUGAGGCCUGGAGACCGGGUGCUGGUGGCCGACACCGAAGGCCGUCUGCUCUACAGCGACUUCCUCACCUUCCUGGACCGCGAGGACGGCUCCCACAAGCUCUUCUACGUCAUCGAGACGCGGCAGCCCCGGGCCCAGCUGCUGCUGACGGCCGCCCACCUCCUGUUCGUGGCCCCCCAGCAGAACCAGUCGGAGGCUGGGAGCACCGGCGGCCGGGCGCUGUUCGCCAGCCGCGUGCGGCCGGGCCAGCGCGUCUUCGUGCUGGGUGAGGGCGGGCGGCGGCUGCUGCCGGCGGCCGUGCACCGCGUGUCGCUGCGGGAGGAGGCGUCGGGAGCCUACGCGCCGCUCACCGCCCAGGGCACCAUCCUCAUUGACCGCGUGCUGGCCUCGUGCUACGCCGUCAUCGAGGAGCACAGCUGGGCGCACUGGGCCUUCGCUCCCUUCCGCCUGCUGCAGGCCCUGCUGGCUGCCCUCUGUCCAGCCGGGAUGGGGUGCCCCAUGGGAGACCCCACGGCCCCCGGCAUCCACUGGUACUCUCGGCUCCUCUACCGCAUCGGCAGCUGGGUGCUGGAUAGUGACUCUCUGCACCCGCUGGGCAUGAUGGCAUCGUCCAGCUGAGGGCACCCCACGCCAGCCCGCCAGGCUCCAACGGAGAGACAGAGACACGGAGGGAGAGAGAGAGAGAGAGAAAGGAGAGAAAAAAAAAGAGAAAAAAAAAAAGAAAAGAAAACGCUAAAAGAAAAAAAAAAAGGAAAAAUUACAUAUUUUUAAAAAAGAGCACGGAUUAAGACUUAAAAAUAAUAAUAAUAAAAUAAUAAUAAUUAAGUAGGACAGUCCAAAGUAGACUUAAAGGGAAACAAAGACCCCUGGAAGUUCUGUUCUGUUUAGUUUAUAAAUAUAUAUAUAUUUUUAUUUGUUCUUUUAUUUUGUUUGUUGUUUGGUUUUUUUUUUUUUCCUCCUCUCCUGGAUAUUUAUUUCUUUGGUAUUUUGAAUAGAUGUUUUAAAUGAUAUGAACCGGACCUUCAAGAGCCUUAAAUAGUUUCUUUGAUAAUUUAUUAUCAUGUGAACUGUACUCACAGGAGAAAAAAAAUUAUUUUGUGAGGCCAAGCAAAACUGCGCAGAGUCUAUUUUUCUACAUGUCACGUGUGUCCUGACUUUCAGAAAGCAAAAUUCUGUACUUUCCCAUCUCUCCAUUACAUUGCUCUUUCAUUUCAGCAAGUCUAAAAAACAAGCAAACAAACACACACAAAAAAGACAAACUUCAUGGGGGUCCGUAAAUUAUAUUUUUAUACACAGAAUUGUAAAUUAGAUUUUUUUGAGAGAUCAAUACUUAACUGAAUCACAUUUCGUUUUUUGAAAUAGUGUAAAAUAUGAGAAUAUAUUAUUUUAAUUUAAAUAGUUGCAAAUGUAACAUCAUUUCCUGUAUUGUUUUCCAUGUUUUGCUUUGUAAAAAACAUCAUUUGGCCACGUUCAUGGAAGUUCAUGGAAGUCGAGACUGUUACACAAACUUUUUAUUUGCAAAAACCGUAAGAAACUUUGUUAUUUUUAACUUCAGAAAAAGUUUAUUAGAAAAUAAUAUUUUUUAAAAAGCGCACAUGGCGGCAAUUCUGUGACGAUGGAGAUGGUAGUUUGUACAGAGGGGGGAAAAGGAUGUUUUGCAUUAAUAAAUUGAGAAAUAACUGCUGUAAA
Zonotrichia albicollis (white-throated sparrow) is the source of this 2208-nucleotide messenger RNA. NCBI's taxonomy places the organism in Eukaryota, Metazoa, Chordata, Aves, Passeriformes, Passerellidae. The record is from RefSeq and is a predicted model, not a curated record.